AUGAAUAAUUUGAAAGGUCUUCUUAGAAUUCGGAUAAAAAGAGGUGUGAAUCUUGCGGUUCGUGAUAUCAAUACCAGUGAUCCGUAUAUCAUCAUUAGGAUGGGUAAACAGAAGGUGAAGACUCGUAUCAUAGAGAGGGAUGUCAACCCUGUGUGGAAUGAAGACCUGACUAUUUUCGUUUAUAAUACCGAACUUCCAAUAAAGCUGGAAGUCUAUGACCACGACUUUUUUAGCACGGAUGAUAAGAUGGGAGACGCGGAAUUUGACAUACAACCAUUUUUGGAGGGACUAAAGAUGAACCUAAAGAGCGUGCCAAGCGGCACCGUUAUAACUCGGAUAAAACCAAGCAAGUCAAACUGGUUGGCUGAAGAGAGUUGCAUAACAUGGAGAGAUAAUGUUGUUGUUCAAGAUUUGUGCCUGAGAUUGCGAAAUGUUGAAUGUGGUGAAGUCGAAAUUGAGCUCCAUUGGAUUGAUGUUCCGGGUUGCAAAUUGGCUUAG
Molecule: messenger RNA, 498 nt
Organism: Helianthus annuus (common sunflower)
Lineage: Eukaryota; Viridiplantae; Streptophyta; Magnoliopsida; Asterales; Asteraceae
Product: protein C2-DOMAIN ABA-RELATED 4
Exons: 3
Coding region: 1-498 (165 amino acids)
Source: RefSeq, a predicted model, not a curated record